ACCUACAACUUUUUCCUCGUUUUCCUAUCUCCAUUCCUCUCUCCCUGCUUUUAUUUUGGCCUCUCUCGGUCAUCUUUUGGGGACGAACUCAAGCGACUUGUACAGACUCGUUAAGCUUUCUUCGAUCCUCACUCGUCUUGGUUUAUGAGCUCGAAGGAGAAACCCACUCUUGGUGGCACGCGGAUUAAGACCCGCAAACGGAAUAUUACGAUACCACUGGACCCUGCGUCUUUUUCUGAUGCAGUGGUCCAGAUUUAUCUGGAUAAUGCUGGUGAUUUGGAACUUAUUGCCAGAAAUAUCGAGUCUUCAGAACUUGACUUCUCAAGAUACGGGGACACCUUCUUCGAGGUUAUUUUCACUGGUGGACGCACACAGCCUGGAACAACAAAACCUGAUGAAGGAGAGCGCCAUCCAUACUCUAUAUUAGACUGUGAACCUAAACGUGAAGCCAUUCUACCAUCUGUUAUCUACAUACAGAAAAUUUUGAGGCGGAGGCCAUUUCUCAUAAAAUAUCUUGAAAAUGUUAUGCGAAGGUUCCUGCAGUCACUUGAGUUUUUUGAGGAAAAUGAAAGAAAAAAACUUGCUAUUUUCACUGCCCUUGCCUUCUCACAGAAGCUGUCGGGCCUGCCUCCCGAGACUGUUUUUCAGCCAUUGCUUAAAGAUAAUCUUGUGGCCAAAGGGCUAGUUCUUUCAUUUAUAACUGACUUCUUCAAGGAGUAUCUCAUGGAUAAUAGCCUUGAUGAUUUGAUUUCCAUCCUGAAGAGGGGCAAAGUGGAAGACAAUCUUCUGGAGUUCUUUCCUUCUGCUAAGCGAUCUGCUGAAGGAUUUUCUGAGCAUUUCACGAAGGAAGGGCUGGUGCCCUUGGUAGAGUACAACGCAAAGAAAAUGUUUGAUGUGAAGCUAAGUGAAAUGAAAUCCGCUUUAACAACCCAGAUAGCCGAGGAAACUGACAUUGCUGAAGUCAUAGAAAGUGUGAAACUUCGAAUGAGAGAUGCCAAUUUACCCGAUAUUGAGGUUGUUCGAAUUUUGUGGGAUGUCAUAAUGGAUGCCGUUCAGUGGUCUGGAAAGAACCAACAACAGAAUGCUAAUUCAGCCCUUCGUCAGGUGAAAACUUGGGCAGAAUUGUUGAAUACCUUCUGCAGCACAGGGAAACUUGAGCUGGAACUUAUCUACAAAGUUCAGAUGCAAUGCUAUGAGGAUGCUAAGCUGAUGAAGCUUUUCCCCGAAAUUGUUAGGUCUCUGUAUGACCAGGAUGUACUGGCUGAGGACACCAUACUCUUUUGGUUCCGUAAAGGAACAAACCCUAAGGGCAGGCAGAGCUUCGUGAAGGCACUGGAACAUUUUGUGAAUUGGCUGGAAGAGGCUGAAGAAGAGGAGUGAGUUAAUAGGUGGAAAGUGAUUUAUGGUGUUGCAUUCCACUGAAGUCCAUCUAAUAUCAUCAUCUAUUUUCUGAGAUGCAACUUGGAAUUGUUAUUGCCCUUUUAAGUUUGGUGGUGUGUUUAUGUACCAAUAAUGAUGACUGAUUUAGUAGCAAUAAUUAUUGUAACGUUAUACUCUACUACGACUUUGGUCAUGCAAUCUUUUGCUCUACUCUGUUUGAGGUGAUAUUUUUGUUAUUUCUCUUUGAUAAAAAUGUACUGAAAAGACUUGGUAGUAUCUUGAAUGAUUUAUCUACUUUUAUUUUA
This is a messenger RNA of Cucurbita maxima (winter squash), 1685 nucleotides long. RefSeq names its product basic leucine zipper and W2 domain-containing protein 2-like. NCBI's taxonomy places the organism in Eukaryota, Viridiplantae, Streptophyta, Magnoliopsida, Cucurbitales, Cucurbitaceae. The transcript has 8 exons. Bases 145 to 1380 code for a protein of 411 amino acids. Gene Ontology annotation, molecular function: protein binding. The record is from RefSeq and is a predicted model, not a curated record. Gene Ontology annotation, cellular component: membrane; cytoplasm.